Anolis sagrei ordinatus is the source of this 7746-nucleotide messenger RNA. It is a transcript of the gene KLHL3, whose product is annotated as kelch like family member 3. NCBI's taxonomy places the organism in Eukaryota, Metazoa, Chordata, Lepidosauria, Squamata, Anolidae. The record is from RefSeq and is a predicted model, not a curated record. Gene Ontology annotation, molecular function: protein binding.
CGCUGCUGUUGCUAGGAGACCGGAGUCGCCAGGAGGAGGAGCCGCCUUAGCCUCGGCAGCAGAAGGGAGUGGGCCGCCGAGGCUGGAGGAGCACAGGCAGGCGCAGCAGCGGGGAGCUCUGGGUAAGGAGGGCUCGGCUCGCUGCCUCUGCUGCUGCUGCUGCAACAACGCUAAGCUGCCUCUGCUGCUGCUGCUGCUUUGGGAGUGAGGAGAAGCGGGCUGCAGCCAUGCUGAAUCGCAGGCGCUGAUUUCCCUCCCGGGAAGAAGAAGAGGAGGAGGAGGAGAAGAGGCGGCCGUGUUGGCCAGCGAGAGGUGCAUGCAGGGCUCAGGCGCACAAUGGACGACGAAAGCAUCAAGAGAUGCCCCCAGCCACCUGAGGCAGAUGGCGAUAAGGACCAGCGAACAGUGACCAUCAAUUCAUGUCACAUGGGAAAGGCAUUCAAAGUCAUGAACGAAUUGAGAAGUAAGCGGCUCCUCUGUGAUGUGGUAAUUGUUGCUGAAGAUGUUGAGAUUGAAGCCCAUCGUAUUGUCCUGGCAGCCUGCAGUCCUUAUUUCUGUGCCAUGUUUACAGGAGAUAUGACUGAAAGUAAAGCAAAGAAGAUUGAGAUCAAAGAUGUUGAUGGACUAACUUUGAGUAAGCUGAUUGAUUACAUCUACACUGCUGAAAUCGAAGUGACAGAAGAGAAUGUUCAGGUUUUGUUGCCAGCAGCCAGCCUAUUACAGCUAAUGGAUGUUCGACAAAACUGUUGUGACUUUCUUCAGUCUCAGCUCCAUCCCACAAAUUGCCUUGGAAUCCGCGCCUUUGCAGAUGUGCAUACUUGCUCAGAACUAUUGCAGCAGGCCAACGCCUAUGCAGAGCAGCAUUUUCCUGAAGUGAUGCUUGGUGAAGAAUUUCUUAGUCUGAGCCUGGACCAGGUUUGCAGUUUGAUAUCAAGUGACAAGCUUACAGUUUCAUCAGAGGAAAAGGUUUUUGAAGCUGUCAUUUCUUGGAUAAAUUAUGAAAAAGAGUCCCGCCUGGAACACAUGGCAAAGCUGAUGGAACAUGUCCGACUCCCUCUCUUGCCCAGAGAUUAUCUUGUACAGACAGUUGAAGAAGAAGCUUUAAUUAAGAAUAACAACACAUGUAAAGACUUUCUUAUUGAGGCCAUGAAAUACCACUUACUUCCACUGGAUCAGAGACAGCUGAUAAAGAAUCCUAGAACAAAACCAAGAACACCAGUUAGUCUGCCAAAGGUAAUGAUUGUUGUGGGUGGGCAAGCACCCAAAGCCAUUCGGAGUGUAGAGUGUUAUGACUUUGAAGAGGAACGAUGGGAUCAAGUUGCUGAACUUCCUUCCCGGAGAUGUAGGGCAGGAGUGGUGUUCAUGGCAGGCAAAGUCUAUGCUGUGGGAGGUUUUAAUGGCUCUUUACGGGUCCGAACAGUGGAUGUAUAUGAUGGAGUGAAAGACCAGUGGACAUCGAUAGCUAGCAUGCAGGAAAGACGAAGCACUUUAGGGGCAGCUGUGCUAAAUGAGCUCCUUUAUGCUGUUGGGGGAUUUGAUGGAAGCACAGGCCUGGCAUCUGUGGAGGCCUAUAACUACAAAAUCAAUGAGUGGUUUUUUGUGGCACCUAUGAACACGAGAAGGAGCAGCGUUGGAGUUGGAGUUGUGGAAGGGAAACUAUAUGCCGUUGGUGGCUACGAUGGGGCAUCACGUCAGUGCCUUAGUACGGUAGAACAGUACAAUCCAGCUACAAAUGAGUGGGCUUACGUGUCAGAUAUGAGUACUCGGCGCAGCGGUGCAGGUGUUGGUGUCCUUAGUGGGCAGUUGUACGCUACUGGAGGGCACGAUGGUCCUUUGGUAAGAAAAAGUGUAGAGGUUUAUGAUCCUGGAACAAAUACUUGGAAACAAGUAGCUGACAUGAACAUGUGUCGAAGAAAUGCAGGUGUCUGUGCAGUGAAUGGUCUUCUCUAUGUAGUUGGAGGAGAUGACGGCUCUUGCAAUUUGGCUUCUGUAGAAUACUACAAUCCUGUCACAGAUAAAUGGACAUUAUUGCCAAACAAUAUGAGCACUGGAAGAAGUUAUGCAGGUGUAGCUGUGAUCCAUAAACCAUUGUGACACACAUUGAUGUGAGUGCAUAAGAAAAAAAGUACCAUCUAUCUAGUUUGGUGGAGAUUGGAAAAUGCUGAUAAUCUAACACUUAACUGCCACACAAGUAUUGCCCUCCCAGCAUGACAACGAUAUACCAGGACUGUUGACCUCUGCUUGGCAGUGAGCAUUGCAGACAUGUGAAAACCCUGCUAUGAACAUGCUUGAAAAAUGACAUGUUGCUUGGGUUUUUGUGUGUGCGUGUGUGCAGUCAGCUGUUUUAUGUACAGCUAGGACUGAAUUUGAAGUGAUCACCCCAAGAGAAACGAAGUAUUUCUCUUUGCCAUUUGACUUGGAGUACUUCACUACUGAACAUGGACAAACGCUAUCUGUUCUACCAUGCAUUUUCUAUCUACUUACUUAACCCCAGUUGGACAAAUUUACUACUGAGAACCAGCCCUGAAACCAAAGGACAAUAGACUGGGAAUCCUGGCUCAAUAUAGCAUCUUUGUCUUCAUAAUGUGUACAUAUGCUAGUUGACUACUAUAUAUACAUACUUUUGGGCAUUGGAGGUAUGCAUUUGUAUGAUUUCUAUCCUAGUCAUUGAACUGCAUUCAACAAAUCUCUUCUAUAAUCAAAUGAGCCACGCACUGUCUUUCCCGGGGGGAAAUUACACUUCAUCUACCCAAAGACUAGUAAUAUCACUAGUGUAGUGUUUAGGAGCUUAUUGCCAUUUCAAAAUGAUGUCUGCUUAAGGCUGACCUUUAAAAUGGGGUUCAGGGUGAUAAAUUGAUAAUGAUUUUUUUUUUUGGCUUUUACCAGUCACUGAAAGUUCAAGCUGAACCCACACCACUUUUUCAAGGAUAUUUACAUACAGUGAAAUUUGCAUUUUGAAAUAACCAAACUCUGAUUGCCACCAGAUUCCAGGGAAACUUGGAAUUCAGUAGUUAAUUUAAGUUUCCAGUCAGGCUCUGAAAGCCACAUCAGGCAGAACCAUCUAGAAUGUGGCAUGUAUUGAUGACAUUGCCAUGUGUAAGAGUUGAGAGACUUCUGACCAAGCCUUCCGGUGCAAAAGAGAACUGCCAACUCGGUAACUCCUGGAACCCCCCCCCCCCCCCCCCCCAGUAAAUCCUAACUAUAUUUAGAUUAGGACAGGCUGGGUUCCUAUAUCCCUCCAACAUGCCGCUCAUUCAUUUGGCCAAACAUAAUCAAUUUGAUGGUAUUUCUAACCUACAAGUGUCUUAAUGUUUCCAUUCCACAAUCUUCUAAUUCUUCCAGCUAUUUCUCUUCAUGGAUACAGUUUUAAAUAUUUUCUAUAUUCUUGUUUUUAUAGCUGUGCAGAGCCAUUCCUUGAAGUUGUAAGCAUUUAUUUUCCAAAGAAAGGAGGAGGAUGAGGAGGACAAAAAAUAAACAUGUUUAAAUAUAGGAAAGCCAAAUUCAUCUAAAUGGUUUGAUGCAUAUCUAAAAUCCUCCUAGUUUCAUUCUUAUUCCAAACCAUAAUCAGACUGAGCAUAUUUGUCUAGAAAGUUUAUAUGUUGAUUUCCAAUUAUUCUGGCAUAUAUAUAAUACCAACAAAAAGGUUUAAAAUUAUUAGGAAAAUAAUCACCCCUUCCUUGCUCAUGCUCUUACUAUGUAAAUAUUAAGGAAGAGCACUUAAUUUCUUUCUUAUACAGUCAGACACAUUUUCUAGUACUCAAAACAUUUGUCAAUUAUCAGCAGUGAAGCAGAAAAAAACCUGAUUUUUGACCAGUGUUGCAAAUGUAAGACGGGAUUUUCUCUAACAAGGGCUUUCAUCCAGUAAUUCUUAAAGAACAAAACAUUUUCCUUGAAAUCCCAGCGCUUCGUCUUAUGAUGCAUUUGUACUCUGGCACAGACACAUGUAGUAUCAAACUACCCUUUAAGAAUGCAUAUAGAGGAAUUGCAAUAUCUCUUUUAAAUGCAUGUAAGCUGCACCCUGGUUGUUGCCUGGUCAGUAUUUGUAUGCAUCUUUUAAGAUGCACACAGCAAUUUCUAAAUGUAUUUUUUGCCUCUUGCCAGUGCUACCAAGGAAUUACUUUCAGAGCUGAAGAUGAGGCAUGAUACUUUCUUGAUUUAGAGUGCUGAUCUAUAUAUAUAGUCCCCAGUCUUUAAUAACAGCUCUAAUAUUUAGAUUUAUUUUGCUACUUUUAUUUUAUGACAAAUUUCAGUUAGAAAUAUUUAUGGGGAAUUUUUUAUAGCACACACGUGCAACUCUUGGUUUUCCAGAAAUUGUUGAGCUGGAACCUCCAUCAUCCUCAAUUCAGCAUAGCUAAUAAUGGUGAGGGAAUAUGGGAGUUACAGUCUAAUAACAUUGGAAGAACCCUAGCUACCAAUCCAUGAUCUGUAGGAUUGUUGUGUGUGACAUCCAGCUCUCUGCAAGUGGGCUUCUGCCCAAGUGUCAAGACUUCCUCUUCCUCUCCUUCGCCUGAAUCCCUCUCCUGCAUUUUCCCCCCACAGAGGAUUACAUAACAUUUUUUGAGAGUGCAUAGGAAUCCACAAUGGAAAGGGAAAACCCAAUUCCAGCAGGGAUAUCUGUUCUAGUGACAGAUGGACACUUGUAUUUCACCCACUAAGCUCCCCUAACUGCAGUUAUACACCUAUCUAUUUUGGAGUAAGCCCUGUGAGAUCUUCUGAUGAAUAAACAUGUAGGGGAUUCUGCCAUUAAUCUCAUUGUUGCUAAAAUGGAUCAUGUAAAAGGUGGGAAAAGCAUCUAGUGACUUCUGUAUGGAGAAUGCAUUAGAUUGCUCAAUCUAUUUAUAUAUGCCAUGAAAUCCCUCCAUGCUUCCUGAUAUUACCUGCUGAAUCGAUUAAGUGCUAAGAGGCCAUACACAUUUGCUAAAGCAGAUGUUACAGAUGCCCUAUAUGCAGAUGAAGUAUCAAUUUGAUGGUGCUCAUUACACCACCAAAGCUAAAUGCCAGUCAUAUUUUACCUUGGGCAGGCAUAAGGUUAUAUUUGUGCUAACCUGGCCUUACUGUAUUCUAAAAUGGCACUUCUCUUCCUGCAUCUCAUGGAAAAAUUACCAAACCAUAGAGUGUACUGGCUGUCAAUAAACGACCAAGGCACUUAUAACUGGCUUGAUCUCAGCUAAGAGCCACUUAUCACUGGCAAAUAGUAUAUGUCACUCAUGUGUAUAAACUUGCUGGAUUAAUGCAAGUCAAGUGACCUCAUUUUUCAGCUAUGCAAUAUUAAUCAUUGCUACACAACAGCCAGCUGCAAUAGCCCCUUUAAAGCGCUUGUGAAAUACCUUACAUUCUGUGUUCAUUUUUAAUAUUUGUACUGUGCCGAUUCUGAGCAUCUGAGCCAGAUCCUUUCAAAGAUUGCCUUUUUAUAGGGCUUGGAAAUGUAGCUUUACAGCUAGUAAAUUUUAGUGUAUCUAUUUUUGUAAGAUGAUUCUUAAAGACUUCUUAGCUCUCCUUUUAUUUUGGUGGCAUUAUGAUUAGUGUCUAAUCCUUACGCCAUGGGCCUGAUUUUCACUAGCCAUUUGUGUAUGAUGGCUUGUAACUUUCUUGCAUGAAAAGAGGAUAUCCUUCUGUUUCUUUUUCUGAAAAGGACAAUAACUGGACUCAUGUUAAUUUAAACAGUGAACCAUUACUGCCAUUAUUAAUGUCAUGAAUUGCUGCAUUUAUAUAAACAAAUAAUUUCCUUGAAAACGUUGGGCCUUUUUGAUUAGCCCAAAGAGUGCACUAAGGUGAUUGCAUCUCUCUUCCCUGCUCUCAUGUCUGAACGAAAUGUUAUCUGAAGUUGAUAUUGAACAUAAAACCAGAAAAAAUAAUGGCUCUGUGAUUGGUCCUUUAUACAAUAGGUCAGUAUAUCAAAAGUCUAUUUUGUGUUUCUAUAAAUAAACUAUGAAAAAUCUCUUAUCUAAUGGCUGGUUUAUUUGGCCAUAAUUUACCAUAAAUCUGUGAUAUAAAUCCAAAACCUAACAGCAUAUCCAAAGGAUUGCAUGUGUGCCUGUCUUCCAGAUAUGCUCAGAAUUACUUUGCAGGCUUUCCCUGUCAGAAUACAGCUUUAAACCAUAAAAGGAAAAGGAAUUUGACAUGACAUGAAAGUAAAAUGUUUACUGAGGCACACGUGGUAUUUUCUCCCAAGUUUUCAAUUUGAAUUGCUCUUGCAGCAAAUCUCCAACCAGUAUUCUAAACUUGGGAAGUUUAAAAAACAGUUUGAGCAUUUUAGUGCACCUAGUUUUUGCCCUCUGGAUCAUUGCCAAAAGCAUAAUACUUAUAAGAGGAACUAGAAUUAUGUUGCUGUGGUUUACAUAGAAAUCUGAAAGGAAGUUAUUUUCACUGCCAUCGUAUUUCGAACUACCUGCUGACCCUGUAUGAAUUUUGUAUGGUGGUUAGAUUGAGUAAAGGUAAUUCAGCUCAACUGGGUCCUGUUCCAUAUUUAAAUGUGACCUUGUGUAUUUGGUAUGGUACAGUUACACUGGGAAAAAUAUUGGGAGUUGGGCAGUGAAUUGAUUUUUUUUUUUUGCACAAUUUGUAUACCAAGAAUUUUUGAUAUUCUGUUAUUUAGGAAACUUCCCCAUUCAAGAAGUUUUAUUUAUGCAAAAGGUUUAUGAUUUUCCUUCCUGUUUAUCUUUAGGAUAAAUAGAUACACAAAUGCAGUGUAAUUAAAGUUGGUUCAGAUUUGAAGCAUUGGUGGCUAAAGAGAAAUUUUGAUUGUGUCUGUGUGAAUUAUAGCUGUACCAGAACAUUUUUUCCUGAAAACAUAGUCAUUACAAUCAGACAGGUUCCAGAAUGUAUGAUUCUGUAUUUCCUUGAAUAAUACCAUGAUUUGCUCCUAAACCACAACCUGAAGCCACAGUUUCAUUCUGCUUUAUGAGCAGAUUAUGGUUUGAAUAAACCAAUGUUUGCUGCAUUUGGACACAGGCAAAUACAAAUCAGUUUAGAACAAUCAUUCCUAUAGUACACUCCAGAUAUUUUUACUGCAUUUCUCAGCAUUCCUAAUCAUUGGCCAUGCUAGCUGUACCCGAUUGAAAGGUUGUUUAGAAAAACUUGCCAUCCCAGGGAAAGAAGGAGCUCAUAACCCUGAAUUUCCUUGUGUUUCUACUGCUAAACAUUGGCAAAACAAAUCAAACAAAAAAAAUCUAAAUGCACCUAUCAUCUGAGAAAUGUAAUAUGGAUAAGAAUCUAGCAUUUUUUGCAGAGUUUUAAAAUUAUUUUAUUUUUCUGUAUAGUAAGAAAUAUAGCGUGUAAAUACAUUGUAUAAAAUACAUUUAAAAGAAGAUUGUAAAAGCAUUCACCUUGGAUGCACAGAUUUUUUUAAAAAAAUAAAAUAGACUUGAGAUAAAAUAUAGCUGUGACCCCCAUACCAAUUAAUUUAGCAUACUCACAUUUAAUUAAAUUUGCAGCCCAGUCCUAUGCAUAUUUAUUCAGAAAUAGAGCUCGCUUUGUUUAGAGGGACUUCUAUCUAAAUAAAUGUGCACAGAACUGCAGUCUUGGUUCUGUUUUUAAUCAUACUACUCAUGGCAUCCAUUGGUUAUUUCCUAUUAAUAGCUGGUUUUUGCUGUGGGACCAACUUGUUUGUGAUGCAAUUUUUCUAUUUUUCAUGUCAGCAACGCUGCUUAGAAAUAGAACUAUUUCAAAAAACUACUUUGCCAACAGGAGGUCUUAUCUGUUUUCCAGCAUGUUGAAUUUUGGUUGAAUAAAGCUGAGCAAAUGAAA